GAUGUCUGCAGUUUCAGUUUGCGGCUACUAUGCCAGAAAGUCUUUUGACUUCUGUUACUAGCAAACGUUCGCAACACUCGUUCCAAGUCCAGCGUACUAAACAGGCCGUUUUUUGGUAGCCACCUUCCUACAAUUCUCCGUCAUAACUUUUAAACUUUUCGGGUUGCCCGAUUGACUCUCAUCGAUUGGUGUGCGGAGCAUACACACACGUUCCGACGCGUUUGCCUCCUGUGUGCUCUGACUCGGUCGGCCACUCGUGUCGUUAUUUCGGUGUGUAUUAUUGCGCGCUGCUGUGUUGAGUAUAGAGCUCGUCUCAUCGUCUUCAUCUCUUGUCCAACCAGGGGUCGUCCGUGUGCUCUGAGCGCUGUGCUGCUACGCUACCCUUGCCUUCAAGUGCGGAAGAUCAAUUUAGUCAUAAUAGCGAUACGCACAGAAGCGUUCGGAAGUUAUAUUGCAUCUGCGAUAUUAUUAACUCUCACACUUUUUUCAACUGUGCUGGAGUCCGGAGCGUCUUUCUUUACGCAGGAGCUCUUCAGGAUUUGCCAAUAGUUUUUUGCUGGUUUUAAUGCUACAAAGUACUACGUUUGGUGCAAUAACACCCAACUAGUUGCCGAAGAAGAUAGUCUAAAAGCGACCAAGUGAAAUUAAAUGAAUAAUAUUAAGCUAACGAGCGAUACCAGUGCACAUAAAAUAGGAAAUUGUGAUAAAAAGUGUAGUAAAAAGUGUUCAACCUUUAGCUGACAACGAGUGCUUACGUUUGAAUAUCAAUUCAGAGGGAAUCCGGAUCGUUGACCAGAAGAAACUACAGCUUCGAGAGGGUUUUUCGGCACAGUUUCACGUACCAGUCCGCUGGGUGUUGAUCGUUUUAGAGAUUGACGGAUCCGCAUGUUAUCGCGCUUUGUGGUGACUAAUCCGAAGUAAGCAGACUAUAGAAAUCCAAAGUUUAUAGAAAUCAUUCAUUCUCACACAAGAUUUAAAACAAACAAACAAUCAACAUACACCAAUUUAAGUUUUCCGACAAAUUAUAAAAAAUACAACACAACAACCACCUUCACCGUUACUUCAACUACUGUCAACAACAACACCAAUCACAAACAUUCAAAAUGUUCGCCGUGAUGCGAAUUGACAAUGACGACCGUAGGUCCGAUUUUCGUCGCAAGAUGCGGCCAAAGUGCGAGUUCGUGUGCAAGUACUGCCAGCGCCGCUUCACCAAACCGUACAACCUGAUGAUCCACGAGCGCACCCACAAAAGCCCAGAAGUGACGUUCUCGUGCGAGGUGUGCGGCAAAUACUUCAAACGGCAGGAUAACCUUCGCUCCCACAGAUGCAGCCAGUGUAUUUGGCGAUCGAUCCAUACAUAUGGAAUGAACGGUAACAACAACAACCGAGCGUAUUGAGCACGCAUCUGCCAAUAAUUUUAUCACUGUUUAACUAUUAUUUAAAAUUAAAAUCAUUGAAUUAAAAAAAAAAACAAUCAAAAUGAAUCAAAUCCUACUGAGGAAGCGAAGAAAUAAUAAAAAUCAAUCAUACGGAAUAGCAAACACAUUUAAGCGCACUAAACUGCACUAUAUAGAUGAGGAUGAAAGCCAACAGAAUCAAUUCACUAUAAAGUAAGUGAGCGAGAAUGCAGUGAGCUAGCAAAGAAAAUGAUGAAAAUUGUAAAUUUACGCGUUAAGACAAACAAAGGAGCCGAUCUUAAAAGUUAAACUUUAAAGACCAAUAAUCAAAUGAAGAAAACUGAAACUACUACUAAUUAUAGUUAUUUUAAAACAUUAAGGUUGUACAUAGCUCUGCGAUUGAGAAUGCUUUAAACUUGUUUUAUUAUUUUGUUUCUAUCAUCUAUAAUGAAUCUGAAGGUAGAAUAGACGAUGAUCCUUCGAGCGAAUUUUAAGCGUAAUAAUAAAUGAUAACUUAGUAAGUUUCAAAUAUGAUUUUUCGAUCAACUUUAGAAUGUACAACUAAUUUAUAUUCGAAAAUAAUUAACCUUAUAUUAUCAAUUAUCCUAGCUUUCAGGUAUUCUACAAAUAUUUUACGGAAAGAGAGCGCAAAGUGUCCCAGUAAAUUUGUAAUUAUUAGAACUACACGAUAGUAUAUAUGCCACUAAAUUUUACUCCCUGCGAUUUACUUCUCCAUUUUCUUUUUUGAUUCCAAACAUGAAGCAAAAGCUUUUUACACCCCUAAAAAUGAUGUGACACUUUUUGUCACCCACUUGGAAGACUAGACUUCAUAAAUAAAUAUCCAUCAGCCAUCUUAACAACAAAAGCGAAAAUAUAUCGAUCAGGACUAUUCGAACCGAAUGAAACAGAGAAAAGAUCAAGUAAGUAGGGACUUUUUGACCUUUUCGAUAGCGUUGAGCACACACUUGAAGCGAAUUUCUUUUGGGUGUCCUGGCUGCCGGUUGACUACCGGUUUCUAACCACAAAUGGUUUUCCUAGGAGCUAGUGGCAUAGGUUUCCUUUUCUUCACACCAGCUUCCACAACCGUUCAUCUGGAGCCAAGCAUCAUAACUUAUAUUAGAAUAGAUUCUAGUCUACCUUUGAAAACGAACGCGAACAGAGAACGAAUACCGGAGUGGAAAGGGAAGCAAAUUGCUGCACAGCGACAGAAAGAGCUGAAAAUUCUGAGUCACCGAUUCUUUAGAAAGUCACAUAUUUUUGAAAAGAAGUGUAUCAUUCAGAUUGAGUAUGCUUUGUUCGUACUUUAUUUCAUUUUUUUUUCGUUGAACACAAAAACGGUUCAGUGCGGUUUCCCAGGAAUCGUAACAUAUCGCAUCUGUAAUUGGUGUAAGUUUUUCCUGCACACAAUAGCACUGACGAGAUCACGAGUGUAUGCACUUUUAUUUAUUUCUCCAAACUAAUGAAACUGCUAGAACAUGGCAUUGCUAAUAAAACGAUUGAGCGUGAGAUCAACCAGCUAGAAAUAGUGAUGGUCUAAUCUAAACAGUGAAGCUGAGCAGUUUGUUGUUUAAGGUAUUAUUUUAUCUUGUAUUGUGAGGACACUACAAUGUCAAUACUUUGCCCCAAGUGAAGCAUGAAUGGUGAAAUAAAUGAAACCUUGAAUGCUAA
Wyeomyia smithii (pitcher-plant mosquito) is the source of this 3065-nucleotide messenger RNA. RefSeq names its product protein drumstick (gene drm). Gene Ontology annotation, molecular function: DNA-binding transcription factor activity, RNA polymerase II-specific; RNA polymerase II transcription regulatory region sequence-specific DNA binding. The transcript is spliced from 4 exons. Lineage: Eukaryota; Metazoa; Arthropoda; Insecta; Diptera; Culicidae. The coding region runs from base 1104 to 1397 and encodes 97 amino acids. Gene Ontology annotation, biological process: embryonic hindgut morphogenesis; embryo development; embryonic pattern specification. Gene Ontology annotation, cellular component: nucleus. The record is from RefSeq and is a predicted model, not a curated record.